Messenger RNA from Didymodactylos carnosus, 1173 nucleotides. Lineage: Eukaryota; Metazoa; Rotifera; Eurotatoria; Philodinida; Philodinidae. The record is from the annotation of a GenBank genome assembly.
AUGGCAAGUAGAAGUAUUUUACUUCUUGUAUUUGUUAUCAACUAUUCGUCUGGAAGCUUGGUUCCAAUUGAACGUGAAGAUGAUACAACCAUUGCUGUUCUACUAACAACUUCCAGUCCACAAACAAUUACAGUCACACCAACAAGACCUAAUACAACAAUAUGCUUUGAUAUUGUUGGCUGUUUUAAUAACAAUGACCCAUUUAAUAAUGCCAAUAAUGAAUUACCACAAUCUCCUGAUUUUAUAAAUACACAUUUUUUACUCUAUACCAGUCUUGAUGAAACAAUUCCAGAAAUUUUAAAUUAUACCGAUGAUUCAACGAUUAAAAAUUCAAAAAUAAAUCCUAGUUUACCAUUUCGAAUUAUUGUUCAUGGUUUCACUAAUAAUCGUGAUUCAGCCUGGAUUUCACCCUUGAGACAAGAACUUUUCAAAAAGGAUCCAUGCAAUGUACUCGUUGUCGACUGGGAGCAUGGUGCUAAAUUUCCCUUUUAUCAAAAUGCAGUGGCGAAUACCAGACUGGUUGGAAAACAACUUGCAUUAUUGAUAAAAAAAAUACACGAUAUAUCUGGUUUAGCGUUUGAUAAUGUUCAUUGCAUUGGACAUAGUCUCGGUUCUCACAUCUGCGGUUAUGCAUCAAAUCCUGACGAUAAUUCAAAUGAUGACACUAAAUUUGGAAGGAUAUCUGGUUUAGAUCCUGCAGGUCCAUUUUUUGAAGGAAAAAACAAAGCGGUUCGCUUAGACAAAGGCGAUGCAAAAUUUGUCGAUAGUAUUCAUACAAAUACGGAAGUUGCAUUCGGUCUUGGUCUCGGAAUGAAAGAAGCGUGCGGACACAUUGAUUUCUAUGCAAAUGGUGGCACAAGUCAACCGGGUUGUCCCUCAAUUGGUAAUUUAAUUUCAAGUGUAUUAGGUGGUCAAAGUGAAAGUGCAUAUGAGCAGAGUUCAUGUUCACAUGGUAGAGCGCAUGGUUACUUUAUUGAAUCAAUAAAUGCCAAAUGUCCUUAUACAGCUUUUCCUUGCCAUGAUUAUAAAAGUUUUAUUGAAGGAAAAUGUAUUGAUCCGCCCUGUAGUGGAACUGGUUGUGGUUAUAUGGGUUUUACAUCUCCUUUUUCAAACGGACGUGGUACUAUGUAUCUAAAUACAAGGAGCACUUAUCCAUUUUGUGGUGAGCAAUAG